GGUCCACAAUUUCACAUGAGAUUUUUUUCAUGUUGCAAUAUUGGAAAAAACCAUGGAUUCUGAGCCUUCCAACGAUAAUUUGGUAAUCGAAUCUCAAUCUCAAGAUUUAGUAGAGAAUAGCGAUAAUUCAGUGAGAUGCUCGUCAAAAGUCAACAGAAAAAAACAACAAAAAGUCAUAAACAUUACGAAGCCUAAAUCUUGUAAAAGAGGAAUCGUAUAUCUAAGCUAUAUUCCAGAAGGAAUUACUGUAAAAAAUAUCCGUCAAAUACUGUCCAAACAUGGCGAAAUUGAACGAAUCUAUCUGGAAAAAGAUUCAUCACUGAAAAAAUCACAAAAACGUACGAAAAAAAUUUAUCGUUAUACUGAAGGAUGGAUAGAAUUCAAAAAGAAAAGUGUUGCUAAAAUGGUUGCAAAUACAUUGAAUGGAAAACAGAUUGGUGGUAAACGUCAUACAAAAUUUCAUGAUGCAUUAUGGAAUAUGAAAUAUCUUAAACGAUUUAAAUGGAGCCAUUUAGCUGAACAAAUGGCUUAUGAAAAAGCUUUAAGGGAUCAAAAACUUCGUCUGGAAAUUGGCCGUGCUAAACGUGAAGCAACAUUCUAUGCUGAAAUGAUUGAACGUAGUCGACAUAAAAGAGCCAUUUAUAAUGAUAAUAAUCGAACAUAUAAACAACGAGUGACUGAUGAACAAAUACGACAACAAAAACCAAAUCCAAAUGAACUUGAUGAAGAAUUAUUAGAAAGUAUUUUCAAAUGAUCA
Molecule: messenger RNA, 757 nt
Organism: Dermatophagoides farinae (American house dust mite)
Lineage: Eukaryota; Metazoa; Arthropoda; Arachnida; Sarcoptiformes; Pyroglyphidae
Product: activator of basal transcription 1
Biological process (GO): endonucleolytic cleavage in 5'-ETS of tricistronic rRNA transcript (SSU-rRNA, 5.8S rRNA, LSU-rRNA); endonucleolytic cleavage to generate mature 5'-end of SSU-rRNA from (SSU-rRNA, 5.8S rRNA, LSU-rRNA); small-subunit processome assembly
Cellular component (GO): nucleolus
Molecular function (GO): RNA binding
Source: RefSeq, a predicted model, not a curated record